Molecule: messenger RNA, 2876 nt
Organism: Hydra vulgaris (swiftwater hydra)
Lineage: Eukaryota; Metazoa; Cnidaria; Hydrozoa; Anthoathecata; Hydridae
Product: coiled-coil domain-containing protein 146
Cellular component (GO): cytoskeleton
Source: RefSeq, a predicted model, not a curated record
AUUUUAAAAAUGGAUAUAAGAAUUUUGGAGGAAGAAAACAUAGAAGAAAAGAAUAUUCAUAAACAAACUAAAUCGCUGGUUUCUGCAGAUUUUAAUACAGGAUUGCAGUGCUUAGAGGAGCUUUGCAAGAAAGCAGAUAUAAGUGAUGAGAAAUAUUUGAUACUGAAAUCUAAAUAUGUAAAGCUACUAAAUUCAUAUGAGGCAGCUACUGAGAUGGAAAAAAUAUAUAUUAAUGAGGGAAUUAAAUUAUUAGAAAUAAUUGAAAAACAAACCGCAGAACUUCAAAAAAGUGAACAGUUUCCUUUUGAUGAUGAUAGUGAAGUGAAUAAACUGCGCUGCACUUAUUUAAAGUACAAUAAUGAACUCGCUGCUAGCACAGAACGCAUGAUUAAUAUGGAAUAUCAAUUAGAAUCCUUACUUGAAGAAAAAAAGGUUCUUCAACAAGAAGUUUUUAGAAUGCCAAAUCAAGAAGAGGUAGAUGCAUGUGUAAUAAAAUACAAAGAUGAAGUUGAAAGUCUUAGACAAGAAGUUAAUCAAAGAGCUAAUGAGUGUAAACAUUUAAAUGAAGAAGGCAUGACUAAGUCUAAUCGAAUUAUGGUUUUACAAAAAGAAAUGGAAAAUAUAGGAAAAGAGGAGUUAGAUCAAAAGGAGGAGUUAAUACGCAUGCAUAAUGAUCAUUUAUCUAAAAAGUCAGAACUGAUCAUUGGAAAAUUGAGAAAAACAUCUGAGAAAGCUAAGCUUUGUGAUAUUGCUGUACAGGAAAUCAAUAUUGGAAUUUCUGAAAUGAUUGACAGAGUUGCUGCUCUUGAUAAAGAAAAGGAGAACCUGAUUGUAGUUUUAGAACAGCUUCAAGAAACAUGUCAAAAAAAGGAAAAAGAAGCUGAUCUUCUUGUAAAGGAAUAUGAGUUUGGAAAAGAUCACCAAGCUGAGCUACUUGGCGAUAGAGUUACAUUAGAUUUAAAAAUAAUGCAUUUAGCUAUGGAAUUGAAAACGGAGUCCAGAUUAAAUGCAAGAAAAUCAAAAGAGAGAGAUAAGGAAUUAAAACACUUGAAAAAAGCUGAGCUUCAAUUGAGUGCAAUAGAAGAUAGUUUUGCUCAAACAAAGUUGUUGUUGAAUGAUGUAAAAUUGCAGACAUCAAUAGAAAAUAAAGAUUCUUUAAUUGAAAAACGCUUAAAUUUACAAAAAGAAGUAGAGAUUGUGAAAAAGGCUUUUACAAAUCAGAAAACAUUGACAGCUUUAGAAAAACAGAAGUUUGAAAUAAUUAAUCAGACAGAAAGUUUAUAUUUGAUGGAGUUAACUCAGCUUCGUAGUGACAUAGCUGAUUUGACAAGACUUGCACAGAUAAAAGUAGACAGUAGAGAGCAGAAAAUAAGAGAUUAUCAAAAAGCUGAACUCAGACAUAACAAGAUGAAAAAAGAGCUUAGAUUAAAGGAACUUUCUGUUCAUGAUCAUGCUAAAAUGUACUCUGAUGUUCAUAGAAGGCUGGGAGACUUUUCUAAAUUGUAUAAUAUUAUUAAAAAUGAAAGAAACAAGUUUGUCAACCUGUUCCAAACAAGCACUCAAUGCGCUGCAGAGUUGCAAGAGAAGGCAAAGGUUUUGCAAAAUGAAGUUGAAAUGCUCAGAAAUUCUGCUGUUGAAAAAGAGAGGCAGUUCCAAAAGUCUAAACAAGUGCUAUUAAAUGAUACAAUAAUACGAGACAAUAUUCGAAAAGAUAUUUGCAAACAACAAGUGAAGACUAAUUUAUUAAAAGAGAAAUCAGAACAACAGAAGAUAUCCAUUUUGGCAUUAAACAACAUGAUUCAAAUAGCUGAAGGUGAUCUUGUAGAACUAAAAGAUCGUUAUGAGUAUUCAGUUCAAGAACGAAAUAAUAGAGGUUUACAAUUAAUUGAAAGAAACGAAGAGGUAUGUGCACUAUAUGAAAAAGAAAACAUUCAAAAAAAUUUGAUUAAGAAUAUAGACUCUAUGCUUCAUGAUUGUGAAGAAGAGUUCAACUUUUUAAAAACAGAGUCUGAAGAUUUCAAACGCUCUAUUUCUAUACUGAAGUCCAUUGUUCCAAAGAAGAAUAUUUUAAAUGAUGAGCUUUCAUUUUUACAGUUGCAACUUGCUCAAACUCAAAAAAAAAUUUUGAAUAUAGAAGAAACAUUAGAGAAUCCUUUAAAUUCUGGACAUAUAAGGCUAUUGCCUGGCCAUGAACCAUCUUCAGAAGAGUUGUUAAAGAAAAUUGAGGGGCUCGAACUCAAGCUAUUUGAUGUUGAAGAGAAACUUAAAGAAAAAAAUUUAAUCUAUGAACAAUUGAAAAAAAUUGUUAGCAAAGAACAAAAUUUAGCUGAAAAAGAAGAUUCUAUUAAUCUUGCUAGAAAAGUUAGCGAUGUGCAAGUGAAAAUUAAAGAAGCUACACGCAAAAUGAUGGCAAUUGUUUCAGAACUAUCUAUGAAUCAAGCUUUAUCAAUGAAAUAUCAUCAAGAGGUUAAAGAAAAAGAAGCGUUUCUGCAACAAUGUCGAACACGAUUAGAACAAGGAAUUGCACCUUACGAUAAUGCUGAACAAGAUUGGCUUCGAUAUUUGAAAGAUGAAGAGAGACAACUUAAAGCUCAAGCCAAAAAGAAGGCAGAUGAACAUUUGCAACAAAAUAUGUUACCUGGUGUAGUUAUAACAACCGCUGAGCCUCGCCCUAAUGCAUAUAUACCUGAUGACAGUUCUAGUUUACCUCUUCCUAAACCUUAUGGAUCGAAUGCUCCUUUUAAGCCUACUGAGUUAGGAUCUAAUAUGAGGCAUAUUAGAAAACCUCUAGUAAAGCCUAUCGAGAUUUAAAUAUUAAAUAAAUGUGUAUGUAUAAAAGUGUUAUGUUAGUAUAUAAAUAGUUUUGAAACAAUUUA